AUGACUGAACUAAAUAGCGCCACGCUUUGCGUCCUAGGCUGCGGCAACCUGGGAACCGCUAUAAUCAACAGUCUAGCCUCUAACCCGCCAACAAUCAAGAACAGUGCACUUUUCACUCACUUCAUCGCUUGUGUCCGGACAGAAAACUCGGAGAACCGACUGAGAGAUCGACUAUCUCAUCUCAACAACCUCUCCAUAUCCCGCAACAAUAACGUCAAAGCAAUUGAUGACUCUGCCGUCAUCAUCCUUGCGACUGACCCCGCGGACGUUGAGAGGACGUUGACACAGCCUGGUUUCCGUGAUGCCAUCACCGGCAAGCUUUUGAUCAGUGUAGCAGCGGGUUGGACACAACAACGCUUAUACACAACUCUCUACGGCAACGACACCCCCCAGGCUCGUGUCGUGCGGGCUCUACCGAACAUUGCUGCCUUAGUCUCGCAAUCAUUGACUGCGGUUGAAAGCUCUGUAGACUCUCCUUUGCCCUUUGAAUGUGUGGAGAUUACAGAUGCGAUUUUCAACAGGAUCGGUCGAACUGUGCACGUAUCCCCGACGCAGAUGGAGGUCAUUACCGCUGUUGGAGGGUCGACGCCUGCAUUCUUUGCGGUUAUUGUUGACGCAAUGAUCGACGCAGCUGUCGCGGUGGGGCUCCCGAGAGAUCUCGCGCAUACAGCUGUUUUCCAGGCCAUGCAAGGCACAGCAGGAAUGCUGCAAAGUGGCAUACAUCCAGCUUUGCUGAAGGAUCAAGGCACAUCGCCGGAGGGAUGCACCAUUGGUGGAUUAAUGGUGCUGGAGGAGGCAGGAGUGCGUGGCCAUGUUGGAAAGGCGUUGAGGGAGGCCGUUACUGUUGCAAGGCUUAUGGGGAAAGUGCCUCAUGUAAAUGAUACUCGACAAUAA
Molecule: messenger RNA, 894 nt
Organism: Aspergillus chevalieri
Lineage: Eukaryota; Fungi; Ascomycota; Eurotiomycetes; Eurotiales; Aspergillaceae
Product: pyrroline-5-carboxylate reductase family protein
Exons: 2
Coding region: 1-894 (297 amino acids)
Biological process (GO): L-proline biosynthetic process
Molecular function (GO): pyrroline-5-carboxylate reductase activity
Source: RefSeq, a predicted model, not a curated record